Messenger RNA from Mizuhopecten yessoensis (Yesso scallop), 2285 nucleotides. Its product is annotated as galanin-like G-protein coupled receptor npr-9. NCBI's taxonomy places the organism in Eukaryota, Metazoa, Mollusca, Bivalvia, Pectinida, Pectinidae. Gene Ontology annotation, cellular component: membrane. Gene Ontology annotation, molecular function: peptide binding; G protein-coupled receptor activity. Gene Ontology annotation, biological process: G protein-coupled receptor signaling pathway. The coding region runs from base 133 to 1428 and encodes 431 amino acids. The transcript has 2 exons. The record is from RefSeq and is a predicted model, not a curated record.
CUUCCUGUUACGGGGUCGCUUUAAGUAGCCUGUCUCGUCGAUUUUGUUGCAUAUAUUUGAUACAGUGAGGUUCAGCGUGGGCUAGAUGUUAGAUCAUUUUGACAUGCCAAACUGUUCACUCGUCGAAUUAAGAUGAAUUCGUCUCAAAACAUUACGUUUUCGUUGGAAGAAGAAGAUUACGACGAGUUCAAGAAGAAUGGUAUUCCUAUCACGGCUUAUCUGAUAGUUCUAUGUGUCGUCGGGACGGUUGGAAAUACACACGUGUUUCUGACAUAUUUUCUAAAAUAUAAGGCAAACGUAUAUAAAACAUUUAUACUGUGUUUAGCUGUCGUGGAUUUACUCGGAUGUGUAUUUUGUAUCCCAGCAACGCUAUAUAUCAUCAGACAUCCAAACACAGUGCAAUCGUCGCUGUUCUGCAAGGUAAACCGAGCCGCUUCUUACUUCGUGGGAGCGUUUUCCUUGUUGAUUCUGGACUGCAUAGCUGUGGAACGUUAUCGGAAGGUUUGUCAAGCCACUCGUGUCCAGUUUACGAUAAGGACAACACGUAUAUUGUGUGCUGCAAACUUUGUUUUUGUGUUGGUCGUGAUUGUUAUUCCAGUGACUAUCAUUUACGGCAUCAACCGGAAGCAAACUCCUACUCAUUCGUUGCUAGGCUACGAAUGUACAGUGUUAGAUCACUUCAAAAGUUCAACGCUGACAAAAGUGUACAGGGGAUUUAUAUUUUUCAUAUUCGUUCUAUUAUUGAUCGUUUCAGUUGUGUUGUAUUCUUUGGUCGUUAUGAAGAUUUAUGCUCACCAGAAAAAGCACAAAAGCACAGAUGACUUGCCAAGAACAAUGUGUUGCAUGCCUAGAUCUAAACAUAACGGAAGUGAUUCCCUUUCCUCAGAAGAUGGCCGCAGCACCAACAGAUAUUCUCAAGAGAAGGACAUAUCAAGUGAUCUAUCAAUUUCGGCCACAACCGCACCCGGAAGUUUUGCUUAUAAUGUUUCUACAGAGCGCUUUGUUUUGUCGACAGAUGCUCGCGUCGUUAACGCAAAGACUAAUAUCUCUGAGACAGGUUAUGACGACCAGAAACGCCAAUUAACCGGAACCGGAAAUACGUAUCUUGACGCAUUAAAUGAACGCAAGAGAAAAAAACUUGACAGAAGCAGAAAUAUAACUAUGGUUUUCCUAGUCGUGUCAAUAAUGUCGUUCGGAGGUUAUCUCCCCUACCUAUUAUCCACCCUGGUUCGGAAUAUCAGCAGAUCUUUAUUUGAAAACUUUGCAAGCAAUUAUGCAGCCCUGGACGUCUUCAUUCGGUGGAUGGUUUUCCUUAACAAUGCCAUUAAUCCAAUAGUGUAUGGUUUUAUGGAUAAUAAAUUUCGAAAUGAACUAUCAAAUUGUUACAUUAAAAUGGCGCGUUGCUGCUGUGUUUUUAGACGUGACUAAUAAGGCAAGUCAUGUAUUUUUGAAGAUAGAAUAAUCCUCCCGCUGCGAAAUAAUGACUAACAGGGAGUUCUUUGAUGCAGAAUCAUGACUGAAAAUGACUUUUCCACUGCGGACGACAGGUAGAAACCUGAAAGAUAUAUUCUGCUUUGCGUUACUUACAUUUUGCACGUUACAUAUAUUAAAACAUGUACAUUUCUAGACGUGAAUAUUUAAUACUGUGUUUUAAUAGAUACAAAUUGCAGUGAUAAGGACGUGUAUUAUAAAGAACGGCGAUGUUACCAGGUAACCCCCAUCCUCGAAAUCAACGGAGUUAUGCUCACUUUCGUUUUCUGCACCAUUGGAAUACGGCAUGAGUAAAUCGAAGGCACGGAGUUAGUUAUUUGAAUAAAGCCGGGUAAAGAGAAGCAAACCAGUAGCUUGGCUGAUACCUGCCUUUUAAAGAUUUCAGGGUAGCGAAACCCGACUUCAAAGCGAGUCAAUUUUACCGUUCAUUGCUGCGCGAUUCUUUUUUUUGAAGUGCAUACAGGAUCAAAUUAGUGUCCUUUUAUUAUUCACACAGUGGCGCAUACAUAUUCUUCGAUUUUGUCAUUACUUAUUACUCCAUGGGUGCAGCGAAGAAAGUGAGUUUAACCUUUGGGAUGAACCAUAUUAUUUAUGUCUGUAUUACAUUUGAAAAGGAUAUUUAAAGUUAAACGUGAAAAGCAACUUAAUAUUGUAUCACUGAAACAUUUGAUAAGUUUAUGAAACACCUAAAUUGCCAUAACAAAAUGAAGCAUUUGGUUACGAUGUUUUGUGAUUUACAAGUCUACAUUAAACAGUCGAAGCUGAUGUAGUAUAUGUUAGUGAAAGACGUAACU